GCAUCCCCAGCCCUUUGCUUUUUAAAAAAUUUAUUGGAGACAGGGUCUUGCUACAUUAGCUGCGUGGGACUCCUCCCUUCGAUCCUUCUGCCUCUGCUUGCCAGAGUGCUGGGACGACAGGACUGUGUCACCGCGUCAGGCUACAGUGUGACUUCCAUGGGCCUGAGUACUUUGGCUACAUGAGGACCCUGCCUCCGAACAACCAAUAAUUAAACUGUCGUUAUAAAGUCAGACAUUCAGGCUGGAUUAAAAAUGCAAACAUUUUCUUUCAUUUUACUUCUCGAACUAAGCUGAAAGCUUUCAUGUCCAUCAGUGGUGGGAGCCCUGGCACUGAGCCCCCGGCUCCGCUGCCGGUUUUAAGCUCUGCCUUCUUCCCGGUGUUCCUCGGGCAGGGGAUGGAAAGAUAUUGCUUAGAGCUUGCGACAUCAUCUUCAGAUCAGACCCUCCCCCCCCAAAGGUCAGCUUCUUGCUGCUUCUGGUUGUCCUGGUUACUCUCCAGGGUCCUGGAGAGCAGCCCCUAACAGCUCCCCGCCUGCCAGUUCUCUUACCUCCCACUAGGCCUGCUGCCUUUCUCCUAGGAGGGAGGGUGAGUAGGGAACAGGAAGCUAGCUGGGGAGGAGACAAAACCUGUUCUGCAGCCUUGCAUCACAGGGACUUUUUCCACAAGGGCUGCCUCAAUCCCUGAUUGGCGUCACUGUUUGGAGAGCGUGAUAGUGCCACCCUAGUCGCUGGGUGUUAGCAAGUGCAGAGCCACACACCAGCAGGAGACAGGGCACCAGGCAGGAGACUCACAAGCAGAGUUGGGCAAGGUGUGGGGUACCUGUGGCAUUCCAGAGAAGGAUACAGCAUCCUCCCUGUCUCCAAGGGGUGAGUAGGAUAGUUGAGAGGAGGAGGAUCGUGGGAUUAAGAAAGAACCAGAGAAGGCCUCAGCAUGGAGAGUGGGACGGGCCUGGGCUCCACUCCCUCCACACUGCCAUACUACGUGGCCUUCUCCCAGCUGGUGGGCCUGACUGUGGUGGCUGUGACCGGUGCGUGGCUGGGUCUGUACCGAGGUGGCAUUGCCUGGGAGAGUGCCCUGCAGUUUAACGUGCACCCGCUAUGCAUGGUCAUAGGUCUGAUCUUCCUGCAGGGAGAUGCGCUGCUGGUUUACCGCGUCUUCAGGAAAGAGGCCAGACGCACAACCAAAGUCCUGCAUGGGCUGCUGCAUGCCUUUGCGUUCAUCAUCUCCCUGGUCGGUGUGGUGGCUGUGUUCGAUUACCACAGGAAGAUGGGCUACGCCGACCUGUACAGCCUGCACAGCUGGUGCGGGAUCCUCGUCUUUGUCCUGUACUUCGUGCAGUGGCUGGUGGGGUUCAGCUUCUUCCUAUUCCCUGGAGCUUCAUUUUCUCUGCGGAGCCGCUACCGCCCUCAGCAUAUUUUCUUCGGUGCGGCCCUUUUUCUCCUCUCUGUGGGCACCGCUCUGCUGGGCCUGAAGGAGGCGCUGCUGUUUAAACUUGGGACCAAGUACAGCACGUUUGAGCCGGAGGGGAUCUUGGCCAACGUGCUGGGCCUGCUGCUUGUCUGCUUCGGGGGCGCCGUCCUCUACAUCUUGGUGCGGGCUGACUGGAAGCGGCCUCCCCAGGCUGAAGAGCAGGCUCUCUCCCUGGACUUCAAGACGCUGACGGAAGGGGACAGUCCCAGCUCCCAGUGAUGGCCUGUCCUUGUCCCGUGUGGGGCCAGGGGCUGGUGCCUGGGCUCUGUGGGUUCCCACAGUGUCUCUCACUCUCCCCUGCUGAGGAGGACCCAGGUGGCGGGGGGGG
Octodon degus (degu) is the source of this 1799-nucleotide messenger RNA. Its product is annotated as cytochrome b561. The transcript has 8 exons. The coding region runs from base 932 to 1690 and encodes 252 amino acids. Gene Ontology annotation, molecular function: oxidoreductase activity. The record is from RefSeq and is a predicted model, not a curated record. Gene Ontology annotation, cellular component: lysosomal membrane. Lineage: Eukaryota; Metazoa; Chordata; Mammalia; Rodentia; Octodontidae.